Messenger RNA from Striga asiatica, 2437 nucleotides. The record is from the annotation of a GenBank genome assembly. Lineage: Eukaryota; Viridiplantae; Streptophyta; Magnoliopsida; Lamiales; Orobanchaceae.
CUUACAAGUUACAAGUACCUUCUGCUUUCCAAAUUCCAUGUAUAUCUUUUUAUCUUCAAAACAAAUCACCACAGCACAAAAUGACCACUAACCUGAGCUUCUUCUCUCCCAAGCCCACAAAGACUCGAGCUUUAUUCCCCAAGAACCCUUCUUCUCUCUCCCCCUACACACCAAAACCCUUGUUUAACAAAACCCAUUUUUCCUCUUCACAUUUCCGAUUGGGAGCCAAGAAAAAUAAGAACACACUGUUUUGUAAUUGCAGCACAGUUCCUUUUGUCUCCCCAAAUGCAACCCAUUACGAGUUUGUUGAUGAUUCAUCUGAGGUAGAGUUGAGAUUGGAACUCGGGGAGGAAAGCAUAGCUCCAGGGGACAUCUUUGUGGAUGCUAGUGACAACUCUUUAGUGAUAAAAGUGAGAAAAUCGGGAACUCAACAGACUCUCUUAGAUACAAAUAGUCUCUUUGGAGUGAUAAAGCCUUCCGAAACAAUAUGGUACAUAGAUGAUGCCCAACUUGUAGUUAACUUGAAGAAGCUAGACCCAGAACUAAAAUGGCCUGAUAUAGUGGAAUCUUGGGAGUCUUUAACGUCAGGGCUCGUUCAACUAUUGAAAGGGACUUCUGUUUUUUUAGUUGGGGAGUCGACAGAGAUAAACCAGAAGGUGGCUCGAGAAUUAGGCAUUGGUCUUGGUUACACUCCACUCAGCACGAAAGAGCUUCUCGAGUCGUAUACCAAGCAAACUAUUGAUACAUGGGUGAGGGAAGAAGGCUCUGAUACAGUUGCAGAAGCAGAACAUGCUGUAUUGGAGAGUCUUAGUAGCCAAGCCAGAACAGUUGUAGCUACAUUGGGAGGCAAACAUGGUGCAGCAGUUAGGCCAAAUAAAUGGCAACAUCUUUUUUCGGGAUUCACAGUUUGGCUGUCACAAUCCGAAGCUAAAGAUGAGGGGUCAGCAAAAGAAGAGGCGAAGAAAAACAUGGAGGAUGGCAAUGAAGGUUAUAGUAAUGCCGAGGUAGUGGUGAAGCUUUCUGGAUGGGACCCGACUUAUUCCAAAGCCGUGGCUCAGGCUUCUCUUAGUGCUCUCAAGCGAUUGGCUAUGCACAGGGUAAGCGGCCCGGAUGUGGAGGAGGAGGUCAAUACUGACAAAGAGGAAGCUCAGACGACUGUCGAAGCUGACGAUGGAAACAAAAUGCUCCGAUCUCAUGAUGAAAAUUCACCGAAUGAUGAGAAGAACCUUCACACGCAGCUGGAAGGCACUGCUCAAGGUGGAGAAAAUGGCGAGCUUUCACAAAUCAAAGAGAAUUCUACUGAUGUUCAAAAUGGUGCCAAUGGAGGGGAUUCUGCUGCAAAGCCAUCUGAUGUACAAACUCAAAACGAGACUGCGUGGUAUUCAAGUGCUCCCGAAGAAUAUAACGAGUUGCUGAACAAAUAUUACGAGCUCGAGGGACAGAGGCAGCAAAUUCUCCAGCAAAUUAACCAAUACAGCAGCUGGAAUUAUCAACAUGCUGUGUCUAAUGCUUCCACUUCAGGGUAUCAAUCAUGUGCUCCUCAACCCCACGAUACUGUCACGUGUUACUGUCCGUACGGCUGUCAAAAUUGGGCUGUUCCAAUUAAUUCAGUACCAGCUUGUUGUUCGGGUAAGUCUAAGGACUCAACAAUUCAUGGAGAUUCUGAUUUUGUUCAGAAGGCGAUGUUUGCUGCCGAAAGAGCAUUGUCUUCAAUCAAGAAGGAAGCAGAUGGAGUGGAAAACAAACAGGCUGGGAUUGAAGUAAGUGAUGCUGCUAAAGACACCAAAUCUUCUACUGAUCUUGAUGUGGUUCUAAGCGCUUGGUACCGUGCAGGCUUUUACACGGGAAAGAAUAAUACAAAACCCACCCUCGAGGUUCAACUAAGUUCAGAAGAACUCUUAUCAAGAAAACUAAUCUUCCAAUGUCUUUUUGUCUUUCGAGAUUUCAUCCUUUCAAAAGGUAUCUAUCUGAGCAGUCUAUGGAAAAGACCAAACACAGUCAAAGCCCUUGAGCCUUUUGAUGUAAAGCAGAAUUUAGCCGAGGUAGCUACAUCUGUGCACAAUGAAAAGCUCGUAUUUUCUCUACACGAAUUGAAGAAAAAUCGUCUAGUUCGAUGAGGAAAGAAUUGUGAUAUCUCAUUGUUGGUUGGUUAUUUUUGAUUCUGUGCUGCAAUCAUUUCAAUGGUUCAUGAUGUGAUGGUAUGUAUAAAACCACCAGCAAAGCAUAUACAUUUUGUUUUCAUGAGAAAAAUGCUGUUACUUUGGUUCUACUGACUUAAUUUCUUCUAUUUGAAAAAUAGUGUACCUUGUUUUCGGUUGAAAUUUUCUUGCGUUUGGAAGAAUACCACUUCUCUAUCAAGCUACACCAGAGCUUAAUUAUCGAACAUAUUGACGAAUUGUAAGGUUUUUCAAACUUAUAGAACAUAAGGAUAAGCUCG